GGAGUUUUUUGUUGAUUAGUGAAUUAAAUCAUUCAAACUUUUGGACAACCUUAAAAAAUUCAAAUUUUAAAAAUAUUUGCAAAAAUCUCAAAGAAUAGCAAUAAAAAAGUGAAAAAAAAUAUAUAAAAAGAUUCAAAAUUUAAUAAAAGCCGAUCAAAAAAUUCAGGAAGCCGAAAAUAAUUAAAGAUCUUCGAAAAUUUUGCAUCUUCAUCAUAAAAAAAGACUUUCAGCUAUAUAAAAUCCAGGUUAUUGACCAUUCGGAAGUUCACAGACCAAAAAAUUUCGCACCAGUGCCAAAAAAAAAAGUUUUCUUCUUAUUUAAAAAAUUAUCAUACAAAAGGCCAUAGCAAUGUUCAGUAAAUGGAUCGUAUUGUUAUUUGCAACGCUGGUUAUGUCAGAGCUAAGCGGUGAGAUAAGGAAUGAUCAUGAACAUCAUCAUCACGUCAUCGCUCGAAGUGCUGAUCAUGCAAGGCAAACGAGAUCGUUCCUUAAACCAAAACCAUUGGGAUUCUUUGGAAAGGUUGCAUAUCUGGGUGGAUUGUUGUUUCAGCAAUACAAUGACACAUCGAAUGCCUUUAAACAAUUAAGGGACAUCAUACAAGAUCAAUUUUCUGAUACAGCAACGAAAGGACCACCACAAACGACAUCAGAGCCAGGCGAGACAACAACUGAGAGAUAUAGAAUUUCUAGGGCUGAGUUUGGUCAAAUUGUUAACAGAAAUUUGAGAGCUUUACAGAAAUUGGGUAGAAUUGAACUUGCUGAUGCCAGAAAUCAAUCUUUGUAUACGAUCGCUGAUUAUAAGCAACAAUUGAAUAACCAAUUAAAGCCAAAAGGAGGAUAUCUGAACAAAAGAGUUAACUUGACCAUACCGAACAAUCUUUGAGUCAUAUUUUAGACAGAAAAAUUGCGGGAUAUGAAAAUUUUAUGACCUUACAACAAUUUUUCUGUCAUAAAAAUAUGAAUAAGAUAAUAUUAUCUGUGAUAUUAGUCAUAGAAGUUAUUACAAAUAUUUUAAUUUAUUCGAAAGAAAUUUGAAAUUUUGCGCAUUUUAAAAUAUUUAUUUUUUCAACUUUUGACUUUGAUUUUUCAAAACUUUAGGAGCAAUUAGUAAAACUAUAGUUCAUUCACAUUUAAAAAAAUCAAAAGUGAGGAAUUUAUAGCAGUUUAUAGUAUCUGAAAUUUUUGUAGUUUUGCUUUUCAAAAGUAGAUGGCGCUAAAUGUAGA
Chironomus riparius is the source of this 1224-nucleotide messenger RNA. NCBI's taxonomy places the organism in Eukaryota, Metazoa, Arthropoda, Insecta, Diptera, Chironomidae. The record is from the annotation of a GenBank genome assembly.